Molecule: messenger RNA, 1116 nt
Organism: Phytophthora nicotianae INRA-310
Lineage: Eukaryota; Oomycota; Peronosporomycetes; Peronosporales; Peronosporaceae
Exons: 1
Coding region: 1-1116 (371 amino acids)
Source: RefSeq, a predicted model, not a curated record
AUGUCUGGGUUCACAAUUCAUGACGGUGAAGACCCGCCAGCUGAACCCCUGGCCCCGCAACUCCCUGUGGAGGCUGGUGAAGGCCAGACCACAGGUCCCCUACCAACCGCGACGACAUCGGCGACUCAAGAUGCUAAUCCCCGCCGUCCUCGUCCACGCUUCUCGUCUCAUGCUGGUGGCCCCUUUGCGCUGCCGCGACGUGAUUAUCCCGGCGACGUGGACAUCGACAUUGUGGACGUGAGCGGCGACGGCGACGGCGUGCCCGCUGAGGAGAAAGAAGAAACACCGCCAAGUAAGCGUGUGCAGACCAUGCCAACUCUACCAGUCCCACCGGUGUUCCGGGGCUUUACAUCGACUGACAAGCAGACGUUCAUGAAGAAGUAUGAGGCGUACUGUCGGCAGCUUUCCGCCUUGGAGACGGCAUUCUUUCGGCCUUUCCGUAUGCCUGUGGGCGCGUGUGUCGAAGAUGAGCGUCGUCGCCUUAUCGCGCUGUUUGACAUCUGCAAGCCACUCGACGACAUCACCGAGGAGGAUUGGAUCAACUACUUUUGGGAAGGGCGCAUUUCGGGUGAGCUCGAUUUUGACAAGGUAAAGGCACUUAUGAGCACCAAGCUCGCCAUGGACGUCCAGUUGGCGGAUGCAGAUUCGCGUGUCUCGAAUCUUGCGCAUGAGAUGUACCAACUCCUCGAGAAGGAGAACAUGGAGUGGAUGGUGGAGAAGGAGCCGAAGGAGAUCGUCGGCUACCUCACGGAUGCCCUGGCCCCCGAUCAAUUUCGGCGCACAGUGAAGAACGGGCUGGCCCGGGAGUCAAACAGGCCCCUCACUAAGGACGUCGUGGCGUUUAUCAAGUGGCUGCGCACCAGCUGCAAGGAGUACGUGCGCUGGGAUCCUCGAGCGAGUCCCAAGGCUUCACCUCCGGGUAAGCUGCCCGCUAAGAAACCAGGUCCGCCGCCUACCAGAGCUGCCCCGGUAAAAGCGACACCUCCGGCACGCCGCAAGCGGACCUGCCUGGAGUGUGGUAGCGAGGAACAACGAGUGAAAGAUUGUCCCCGCGCCGGUGCCGGGGAAGCAGAGCAGCUUCUGCGAGAAUGGCGGAAAAACGCGUGCCAUCAGUAG